Molecule: messenger RNA, 3798 nt
Organism: Cercocebus atys (sooty mangabey)
Lineage: Eukaryota; Metazoa; Chordata; Mammalia; Primates; Cercopithecidae
Gene: SAPCD2
Product: suppressor APC domain containing 2
Exons: 6
Coding region: 1387-2571 (394 amino acids)
Source: RefSeq, a predicted model, not a curated record
CAGGGUGAUCUUGAACUCCCGAGCCCAAGUGAUCCUCCCGCCUCGGCUUUGUGCCGGGUUUUUGAGCAGAUCCUGCCAUUAAAGGGGAAGCUUCCAGGAACGAGCUCUGACGGGUACUCCAGGCUCAGAGCGUCUUACGUCUUUCCAACAUUCCUUGCCAUGAAGGAGUCCCACUUAGAAUGAGUGACCCAGAAGAGAAGUGGACCCAGGGCACUCCCUGGACUGGGAAACUGCCUCCACAGCUUGAGACACAGGCACCAGUGGCUCAGGCCUGAGGACAGAGGCCCAGGUAGGCACGCCAGCUGAGGCCUGCCCAGGAGGGAGGGUGGGAGACCCACAGAGGGCCAAGGCAAGUCUCCGGUUGGGGGCCUGUCCGGAGAGGGUGUUUGCACCCUGAACACCUCCCUGGCGCCUAGAGGGUUCUACUGGCCAGCUCUGAGAUGGGCUCCCAGGGCUAGAACCCAGGCUAAGGCCUGGUCUCACCUCCCAUGUGGACAGACCAAAUGAAGACAGAGUGACCAAAUCCCAGCUGGAAACACAGCAGAGGCAGGGGGACAGGGCUGUGGGAACCAGGAGAGCAGCUGGAGGAAGUGUCCAGCCAGGGGAAGGAGCAGAGAAGAGCAAGAGGCAGAGGGAGCUGGUCACCAGAUGGGGAUCUGGGGACACAGGAGAAAGUGGCUUUGUCCUGCAGCGGGCAGGCCAGGCCAGACUGUCCCCAGGGACCAGAGGAGGAGCCAGCAGCCGUGGGGACAGAGAGGCCUCUGUGAGUGGGAAGCGCCCAGCUGGCUGGAGCCUAGGAUCCUCUUGGGGCCCUCCUGGUGGAAGAGAAGGGGGCCGCAGGGUCACCUGUGCUUGUGGCCAGGGAACUAGAGGGGAAAAGUGGGAUCUUUGGAGGGGGUGCGCCCCCAUCCUUACUCCACUAGGCUACCUGGGGACAGGUUUUGUUGUAGGGUGCCAGGCCCCGCCCCUUGGAGAGGUGGCCGGGGCAGCCGGCCACAGCUGGAUCCGAGAAAGCGCGGAGCCACGGCCGGACGUUUGGCGGGACUGGGGUGGGGCAGAAAGGGAGCUCUGCUAGGCCAGAGUGGAGCCGGAGCUGGGGGAUCCGGUUCCGCCUGCCCAGGGCCUCCGCGCGCCUCCCAGGGCCCCUCGGCAGGGAAAAAAAAAGAAAAAAAAAAAAAAUCAAACCGUCUCUCAGCCAAUCGGGGAGCAGAUGGGACGGGCUCGGCCAAUGGCCGCGGCGCAUGUUAAUGAGGGCUGACGCUACGGGGAGGGCCCCAUUCAAAAGUAGUCGCUAUUGUCGCCGCGGGCUGAGCUCGCCGGGCCGGCCCCUCCGUGGGGCGCGCGGGGACGCACGCAGGUGGACGCGGGGACCGAGCCCGGGAGCCCAUGGCCGGGGCCGCCAUGGCCGAGCGGGGUCGCGUGCCUCCCCCCGCACCCGCGCCCGGCACGGAGGGGCUGCCGCGCGCCUUCCUGCAGAGCCUGCGCACCCUGUUCGACAUCCUGGACGACCGGCGGCGCGGCUGCGUGCACCUGCGCGAGAUCGAGUCCCGCUGGCAGGGCACCGACGCGCGGGAGCUGCCCCGCGGGGUGCUGGAGGGCUUGCGCCAGGUGGCCCCGGCCAGCGGCUACCUGACCUUUGAGCGCUUCGUGGCCGGCCUCCGCACUUCCCUGCUGAGCGCCGACGGCGGCCCCCGGGACCCCACGCGCGCCCCGGCCCGGCCCGGGGACCAGCCGCCGCCGCCGCCGCAGCGCCUGGUGUUCGCGCCUGCCGACGAGCCGCGGACGGUCCUGGAGAGGAAGCCCCUGCCCCUGGGCGUGCGCGCCCCUCUGGCCGGUCCCAGCGGCGCGGCCCGCAGCCCGGAGCAGUUGUGCGCCCCGGCAGAGGCGGCGCCCUGUCCCGCGGAUCCCGAGCGGUCCCAGAGCGCGGCGUUGGAACCGAGCUCCAGCGCGGACGCAGGUGCAGUGGCCUGCAGGGCCCUGGAGGUGGACUCAGGGGAUGCCCGGCGGGCCCCCCGUGCCCGAGGGGAACGUCGGAGGCACACUAUCACCAGCGGCGUGGACUGCGGCCUGCUGAAGCAGAUGAAGGAGCUGGAGCAGGAGAAGGAGGUGCUGCUGCAGGGUUUGGAGAUGAUGGCACGGGGCCGUGACUGGUACCAGCAGCAGCUGCAACGAGUGCAGGAGCGCCAGCGCCGCCUGGGCCAGAGCAGAGCCAGCGCCGACUGUGGGGCUGCAGGUAGCCCCCGCCCACUGGGGCGGCUACUGCCCAAGGUACAGGAGGUGGCCCGGUGCCUGGGGGAGCUGCUGGCUGCAGCCUGUGCCAGUCGGGUCCUGCCCUCGUCCUCCUCCGGGCCCCCCUGCCCUGCCCUGACGUCCACUUCACCCCUGGGCUGGCAGCAGCAGACCAUCCUCAUGCUGAAGGAGCAGAACCGACUCCUCACUCAGGAGGUGACCGAGAAGAGUGAGCGCAUCACGCAGCUGGAGCAAGAGAAGUCGGCGCUCAUUAAGCAGCUGUUUGAGGCCCGCGCCCUGAGCCAACAGGACGGGGGGCCUCUGGAUUCCACCUUCAUCUAGUCCGUGUGGGCAGCGCGGGCCCCCAGGGCCGGCCUGGCACUCAGCCCUUCGAGGGUGUGCGUCCCAUCGCACCCACCCUCUCUGGCUGGAGACCCCCUGCAGGCCCAGGCACAGUCCCGGAGUGGGCGCCUUCCUGCCCCCCUUGCCAGAUGGGCUCCCCAGGCCUGCCUCCGACUGGCCCCCGCACCAAGCCCUUGACUCCGUUUUGGCUCCUGGUGCUGACAUGGGCUGGGACUCUCUUGAGUCCGCAUAGUCCGCAGCUACUACUGCCGUUGUCAGUGGACAGUGGGGGACCCCUCCAUGAUUACCGCCCCCCGUUUCCAGCGGUGCUGCCCUGGGUCCCAUCUCCAGGGAAAGGCACUGCUCUCGCCAGACUGCACUUCCGACAACGGCCAGCAGAGGGCGCGGGGCGGCUCCGACGCGGGUCCAAGGGCAGCUUCCCCCUUCAACCAGGGCACCAGGACAAGGUGGCUGUAGCUCGGACGGAAGCAGAUGGAGGGGGUGGGGAUGGCCUGUAAACGGGGGGUGCCCGCCUGGCAGGGAAGCCCCAGGGAUAGCAGUCGGACUUCAGGUCUUGGCCAAGGCUGAGGGACUCUGGCUGCAGCGGAUCUGGGGGCCAGGCGGGCGAGAGUUUGGCCCGCAUGUGCCUCCCGCAGACCCUGGGGUGAUGGUCUUCCUCAUCCUGGCCAGGAAACUGCCGCACGUUGAGUCCCACACAACAACCUGUGAGCCUGGCUCCCCAGGAGGGCCCCCAGACAGCUCCCAGGCACGUCACAGGCAAAGCCUGUCUGCUCCCCCCACUCAGGAUUCUCAAGGUCUGGGGUCCUGCUCACCCCCCUUUCCUCUUAUGCCCAGCCUGACCCCAGGUUUCAGCUGGGAGAGGCCACUUCCCUCAGCCAAGGAAAACGAGAACCCCCAGGGGACAGGAGGAGGCUGGAGCAGGUCCCCUUGGGUGUCAUUCCUGUCCCCCUGCCCAGGCCCACUCCCGCUGGUGCUGGGGUACACACUGGUGGGGGGCCCCUGCUCAGCCCAGCCUGGAGGGCCCCAGCGCUACCCGAACCAGGGGCACAGCAACAUCAUGGAUGGGUUCUGCAGCCCAAGGCCCCGAAGGGGAGGCAGUGUGUGUGGGGCGCAGGAACCCGAUAGGGGGCAGUGUGUGUGGGGCGCAGGAACCCGAUAGGGGGCAGUGCUUGUGUGGGCGCGGCAGGAACCCGAUAGGGGGCAGUG